This is a messenger RNA of Peronospora farinosa, 2094 nucleotides long. The record is from the annotation of a GenBank genome assembly. Lineage: Eukaryota; Oomycota; Peronosporomycetes; Peronosporales; Peronosporaceae.
AUGGGUGUGCAAGGUCUUUUGCCACUUCUUAAGAGCGUCACGGAUCAAGUGCAUGUGUCCAAGUAUGCAGGAAAGACUGUGGGUGUAGACGCUUCUGGAUGGCUUUAUAAAGGCGCUUAUAGCUGCCCCAUAGACCUCGUUUUGGGUCGACCGACCGAUGCGUACUUAAACUUUAGUCUUCAACAAAUAAAACAGCUACAAGAACACAAUAUUACGCCCGUCUUCGUGUUUGAUGGUGCUCCAUUGCCAGCAAAGGCACAAGAGAAUGCUGCUCGUAGCAGAUCUCGUGCAGACUGGAAACUGAAGGCAAAAAAACUGUUACAAGAGAGACAAGAAGAGCAAGAUGGUCGUGCUGUUUUUUUAGCUUGUACAAGAGCUCUCUCAGUGACCAACGAGAUGGUCAUGAGACUCAUUGCCGUCUUGCGACGGAUGAACAUUACUUUUUACGUCGCGCCCUACGAGGCCGAUGCUCAGUUGGCAUUUCUAUCAAGACACAAACUUGUGGAUGUGGUGAUCUCGGAUGACUCGGACUGUGUGCCAUAUGGAGUUAAAACGGUGCUAUUUAAGUUGGAUUUGAAUGGAUGGUGCAGUGAACUCAAGAGAAGAAGUCUUGGUGCUAAUGAAGAGCUGUCAUUUGUUGGAUGGACAGAAGAAAUGUUUAUUCAAUUGUGCGUGCUUGCUGGUUGUGACUAUUGUCCGUCCGUCCGUGGCAUCGGUAUUAUUACAGCCUUCAAGCUCGUGAAUCAAUACAAGACACCGAAGGAGGUCCUGGAGGCAUUGCAACACCAAAAAGAGUCCUUGUUGCCUAAAGAUUUUGCAAAGCAUUUCUACUCGGCGAUUCUCACUUAUCGACACCAACUUGUGUUCGAUCCUCGUGAUUCGAAGCUAAAAAUGCUGUGUCCUCUUGACAUUUCGAAAGACAUCCUGCAGCGAGUAGACAAAGGGCUUGGUUUUCUCGGCAACGUGGAACUCCGAGACGGCGUUGUUGCGUCAAUCGCAUCGGGCCACAUUCAUCCAGUCACACACGAAAGCUAUGUGUGGAAGGAUACCGCCGCUGCCGUUUUGCUCGAAACAGAGGUCGUUGCAAAUCAUAAGCGAAGCAGGACGCGGUCAUCGACUUCCUCCGAAAGCAGUGGAAUAAUCCUGCCUCGCCGGUACCAAAAGGAGGCAGCGAUCGCUACUAGCCCCAACACGCCAGAUGACUUAUCGCAAGAAGAACCCAUUACCGCCCGAGCCUCGCACAGAUCGCGAGUGGUGGCAUCACGCGUCCGAUACGAAAAGCCACGGCCAUCAUCGCGAUCAUCCUGGACGCACCUCGAUAGCGUCUUAGGCUCCUCCGACCAUAUUGUAAACUUUCGAAGCCCGAAGGUGAGCGAGAAUUUUAAGCCGCUUGCCGCACUAUACGAGCGUCCUACAUCGAUGCGCAAUUCCAGUGUUACCACGCAAAAUCUCAAGGGGUUUGAAAGCCGUCCAGUGCGCGAUCACGUGAAGCGCGUCAGAAACCCGUCCAACCGUAGACGAGAUGGCAAAGGCAGUGGCUUCGAGGGCGAGGUGCUGUGCAGAGUCGACCAGGUUCACACAUCUAGUCUUGGAAGCAGCACUGACGUCCGGCAAAGCACACUAGCGGGCACAUGCGGCUCAGAUCGCAUGACCGAUGAGGAGAAUGCCCCGCCACAGCAAGCGAAGCGGCCUAAAGUAUUUGGACGUCCUUCAUCACCGUCUUCGCCGCUAUCAUCGCACAAAUCAGAAACCAGCAGCCAAAUGCUGCUCGUUCGCCCUACACCAUUUGAAUGCGGCCAAAGACCUCCGAUCUGCCCCACCGCCAGCGCCGGGUUUAACUGGAAACUGCCACAGCAUCACUCACAACAGCCGCGUAGUCCACCACCAGCUGCUACAAAACCAGCAUCUAACUGCGCCUAUGCCAUGACAGCUGAGGAGAAAUGGGACCGUAUCCUGGGCGACGAAAUCGAUGACGACACCAACAGUAGCGGCAGUCGAGUAGAAGACAACGAAGUUAGCAGUCCUCUUGCUAGCUUCGCUGCGUCCAGCAGAAAUUGUCCCCUAGCUACGAUGAACGAAGUUAGCCGAAGUUAG